Molecule: messenger RNA, 865 nt
Organism: Hevea brasiliensis (rubber tree)
Lineage: Eukaryota; Viridiplantae; Streptophyta; Magnoliopsida; Malpighiales; Euphorbiaceae
Product: SKP1-like protein 4
Exons: 1
Coding region: 47-553 (168 amino acids)
Biological process (GO): SCF-dependent proteasomal ubiquitin-dependent protein catabolic process
Cellular component (GO): nucleus; cytoplasm
Molecular function (GO): cullin family protein binding
Source: RefSeq, a predicted model, not a curated record
UUUAUCUUCUCUUCAAUCAUCAGCAAUAACACAGCCACAGCCAAUCAUGUCUUCGUCUUCUUCAUCAUCUAAGAUGAAAAUCACCCUGAAGUGCUCGGACGGCCAUAUAUUCGAAGUGGAGCAGAAAGUCUUGUUUGAGUGCCGAACCAUCAAGCACAUGAUAGACGAUGGCUGCGCCGACUCCGCCAUCCCAUUGCCCAAUGUGACCGGAAAAAUCAUGGCAAAAGUCAUUGAGUACUGCAAGAAGCAUAUGGAGGCGGCCGCUGAAAUCAGGGAUAUGAAUUUUUUCAGCAAUGACUUUCGUGAUCUCAAGAAUUGGGAUGAUGCGUUUGUGAAGGAAGUUAUGGAGAACCAAGAUAUUCUCUUUGACUUGAUAAUGGCUGCAAACUAUCUGGACAUCAAGAACCUGUUGGAUUUGCUGUGUAAAGGCAUCGCUGAUAUGAUGAGGGGAAAGACUCCCGAGCAGAUUCGUCAGAUUUUUCACAUCAAGAAUGACUACACGCCUUACGAAGAAGCGGAAGUUCGCAGGGAGAAUCAGUGGGCUUUUGAGUAGUAUAGUGAUUAACCCACCAGCCUCUUUAUCUAACCGGAUAUCUCUUAUAGCGAUAGGCUUUAUGUAGGUUAUUUUAGGGUUUAUUCAACAGUUUCUUAUUAAAGUUUUGUGAUGGCGUCCUUUUGGUAAUAGUGUAUGGAUGAUUAGCCAUCUUCUAGGGAUCCUUAAUUUUUGAACCGGAAAUCAUUAUUAAAUAAUGCUCAAAAAGUAAACCCUUUUGACAGUGAAAAGGAGAUGGAUUUUUUGUGUUAUUUUGAAUUUCUGUACAGAAGAACUGAAAGUUCUGGUUUGCCAAGAAUCAAAGUAAAUCCA